Molecule: messenger RNA, 2219 nt
Organism: Laetiporus sulphureus 93-53
Lineage: Eukaryota; Fungi; Basidiomycota; Agaricomycetes; Polyporales; Laetiporaceae
Product: dihydroxyacetone kinase
Exons: 12
Coding region: 297-2099 (600 amino acids)
Biological process (GO): glycerol catabolic process
Cellular component (GO): cytosol
Molecular function (GO): glycerone kinase activity; ATP binding
Source: RefSeq, a predicted model, not a curated record
AGCUUCUAGUGCAUGCAUAUCAUCAGAGGACCACGCCGUCGAGACAGCGUGCUCGCCGGUCCUGUGGUCACAACUCCAUGCAGUCUGUGAUUCGGUAGUUCAGUUGCCUGCAUCUCAGCGGGCCGGCACGUAGACCGCAUUUACAUCGCCGCAUCGCGGUCACACGUUUGCGAUCGUCUGGCAAGAAUAGAGGGCCCAGACGGACGAGAAUCAGUACAUGUACUCGGACCGCCUCUCCUCGCCAAGAUCCGCACACUUAUCGCUCGCACGGCCACCACCUUCACUCGCCCCCCACGAUGUCCAUUCAGUCGAAACACUUUCAAAAUGCCCCUGAGAAUCUUGUCAUCGAGUCACUUCAGGGUCUCUGCAGCUUGAAUCCGCAGAUCGACCUCGAUACCGCGAACAAGGUCGUCUAUGUUGCUUCGCCGGACCGCUCGAAAGUCGCGUUGAUCUGCGGAGGAGGCUCAGGACACGAACCCGCCCAUGCAGGAUUCGUAGGCUAUGGCAUGCUUACUGCUGCUGCCUGCGGAAGCGUUUUCGCAUCUCCGAAUCCCAGCCAAGUGCGUCGGGCCAUUGACAUUGUCGAGAAUGAGAAGGGCUCAGUCAUUAUUGUCAGGAACUACACCGGCGACAUCCUGAACUUCGGGCUCGCAAAGGAACAGUAUGCAGCUCUACACCCGGAGAAGGCGGACCGCGUCAGGUUCGUCAUUGUCGGUGACGAUGUCGCUGUGGGCAGGACGCAGGGAAAGAUCGUAGGACGCAGAGGUCUCGCGGGGACCUGCCUCGUCUACAAGAUCGCUGGCGCGCUCGCCGAGCGUGGCGCCGAGCUCGAUGAAGUCCACGCCAUCGCGCAGUGGGUCUCAUCCCGCGUGGGCACGAUCGGUGUCGGACUGGAGCACUGUCAUGUCCCAGGUACGGCUGCGGGCGAGUCGCACCUGAAUCCAACUGAGAUCGAGAUCGGGAUGGGUAUUCAUAAUGAGCCGGGCAACCGUCGCGUGUCCCCCGUCCCGUCCGUGAACGAGCUCGUUCCGAUGCUCCUCGAGCUGCUCACAUCCACGACGGACCCUGAGCGUUCUUUCCUCCCGUUCAAGGGCAAGGACCACCUCGUGCUCCUCCUGAACAACCUCGGGGGUACGAGUGAGCUCGAAAUGGCGGGUAUUAUCCGCGAGACGCGGCAUGCGCUCGAAGCGCAGGGGUACAAGAUCCGGCGUGUGCUGGCCGGGACGUUCAUGACGAGUUUGAACAUGCCUGGCUUCUCGAUCACCGUCCUGCUGCUCCCUCACCGCACCGAAACCGACGAGUCGGUGCCGGACACGGAGCUCCUCCUCUCCUUGCUCGACGAGAAGCCCGCCGUGCCCGGCUGGAAGUGGGCUUCAGCGACCACGCCGGAGCCGUCUUCGCUGCAGAUCAAGCGCACGGUCAGCACUGCUCCUGCGGCGGCCGUGGGGGACGUCACGAAGCUGGGCUCGGAAGACCCGGCCGCGUUCAUCGCCUCGGUGAAGCGCGCGUGUGGGGCGCUCAUCGAUGCGGAACCGGAGAUCACUCGGAUGGAUAAUAUCGCGGGCGAUGGUGAUUGCGGACUGACGCUCAAGGACGGCGCGAACGGUGUGCUGAGGAACGUCGAAAGCGGCAAAAUCUCUGGAGACGAUGUCAUCAGCUCGAUCAUCUCCAUAUCAAAGGUGGCCGAAGAGCAGAUGGGCGGGACGAGCGGCGCACUCUACUCCAUUUUCUUCUCCGCACUCGCGCAGGGCCUGCAAGCGAACCACGGCCACCAGAAGACUCUCACUCCCGCGCUAUGGGCCAAAGCGGUCUCAUAUGCGCUCGAAAAACUGUACACGUAUACGCGGGCACGCCCUCCGUCGCGCACGUUGGUGGACCCGCUAGAUGCAUUCGUGAAGGCCCUCACGGCGUCGAAGGGGACGGACUUUGCCGGCGCUGUGCAAGCGGCGGACGCGGCGGCGCAGAAGACUCGGGACCUCGAGGCGAAGGCGGGGCGCAGCGCGUAUGUCGAGGGCAAUCGGCUCAAGGACCAGCAGGUGCCCGACCCUGGUGCGUGGGGUGUCAAGGUCGUCCUUGAGGGCUUGCUCGCCUCGGCGUAAAAGGCGACCUGCGCACUAGACUUGGAUGAAUGAAGAAUGAAGACCGAGCGAGCAGUCAUUAUAGAGAGAAAUUUGAAGAAGGCCAAAUGCCAUGUGUAUAUUAAGAUAUGCGAGAAGAAG